UAUACGGAAUAUUUGGCAAACGGACUGGUCCGAUGGGGUAAUGUGUCCGCCGCACUACUGCAGGAAUGGACAAUGAUACACCAGAUGAGGUCUUUGCCGAGCUCAAGACGAAGCCCCUUGGAGGAUGGGGUGUUGCUCAGAUAGCUGUUGGUACUGGACUUGCUGUGUAUGCUAUGUGGGUGGGAAUCCUUCAGCCAGGCUUCCGAAAAGUCCCUUUAAGGCUACAGGUACCCUAUAUUCCAGCCAGCAAAGCUCAAGUAAAUAAUGUCAUGACAUUGUUGAGAGGUCGAAAGGGAGGUCUUGUUGAUUUGGGAUCUGGUGAUGGCCGUAUUGUCUUGGAAGCCCAUCGACAGGGUUUCGCUCCUGCUGUUGGUUAUGAGCUCAACCCUUGGCUUGUUCGCCUCUCCCACUAUCAUGCAUGGAGAGCAGGCCAUAAUGGAAAAGUGUCAUACCGACGGGAAGAUCUCUGGAAGGUUGACUUGACAGAAUGCAAGAAUGUCACAGUGUUUUUGGCUCCUAGUGUGCUUUCAUUAUUGCAGGAGAAGUUGCAGGCUGAGCUCCCUGAUGAUGCCUUAGUUGUGGCUGGACGUUUUCCCUUCCCUGACUGGAAACCCUGCAGGAUUGAGGGCCAGGGUGUGGACAGAGCCUGGGCAUACAGCAUGCAAGCACAAAGACAGACCACCUCCAGGAAAAAUGACAAGCUCACAGUCAUGGAUAGCGACCUUGACAAUGAACUAACCAAGGAGAAAUGAUCCACUUGAAGCUAUAUGGUCUUUUUCUUUCCAUGGUUUUUUGUCCUCCUAGAAUGGUAACAUAUAAUUACUAUAUAUCAUGAAUUUAUAAGCUGCUCAUCACAUCAGUAUCCUUCACUGGAUAAGGACAAAGUUAAGGACAUUUUACUUAACUUGACUGUCUACAUAAUUAAAGACUAAAUACUUUUUGAUUACUUCCGCAACAGGACGUUUCUGACAACUUCUUUUCUUUUUGCACAAAAGCUCUCUCUGCUACAGCUUUGAAUAUUAUAUUUGUUAGCAGCAAUGUCUGAACCACUUUUGAACUAGAAAUUCCUGAGCAACAGUUUGUGUUGGCAUCAAAGUAAAACCACAGCUUUGCCUCCAGAUACAUGUAGAGUAGUUUUUGUGAAUGAUCUGUCUGGGGGGGAGCAAGCUUUUGUUGUGUCAACAGCAGUUGUUUCUGCUGUGUUAAGCAGACGCACAGUUCCAAUCUCACAAACAGACUGUAACAUUUUCUAUAAACCCCAUGGGGUCCAUUGUGUAGAAAGGGUGGUCUUUGCCUGGGUUAUAAAUAAUUAUCCAGUAGCAGUUUGUCUUUGACUGUAGCCUUUUUUUUGUUUCUCUUUAAUGUUCAGUCUUCACUUUGCUGUAAAUGUAACUGCUCUAUUUAUGGACUAUAAAUUCCUCUUUCUCGUUCA
Messenger RNA from Seriola dumerili (greater amberjack), 1432 nucleotides. RefSeq names its product protein FAM173A-like (gene antkmt). The transcript has 6 exons. The record is from RefSeq and is a predicted model, not a curated record. Gene Ontology annotation, molecular function: protein-lysine N-methyltransferase activity. The coding region runs from base 66 to 752 and encodes 228 amino acids. Gene Ontology annotation, biological process: peptidyl-lysine trimethylation; positive regulation of proton-transporting ATP synthase activity, rotational mechanism; regulation of mitochondrial ATP synthesis coupled proton transport. Lineage: Eukaryota; Metazoa; Chordata; Actinopteri; Carangiformes; Carangidae. Gene Ontology annotation, cellular component: mitochondrion.